AUGCUGGUGGCAUGGCUUGCUGGAGUGAUCAUGGGCGACGCCAACUUCUUCCUGAACUCGCAGCCCUUCUACGACAUGAGCAAUCUGGGCUCGUACGAGAAUAUAGACCCGUCGCUGUUCAGGGGCCAACAGCUCAUGGAUGCGGGCCGCAUCUCGUUCACAAACAGCACGAAGAUCGACCUUCGGCGAGCGAUGGCCUUCAGGAACCAGGACAUGUAUUGCGUGGCUCCGAUAUCGAUCACCCACCAGAACGGAACCUUCCAGACUCUCCAAACGUAUGACUUUUGGGCCGUUGGGGUCGGCUGCUGCUCCGGGAACAACCCCGACUUCCACUGUGGCGAGUUCAACAACCCGAGCGCGCGCGGUGGCCUGCGGCUGAUGCGCGACGGCGAGCGGGCCUUCUUCCGGCUGGCGGUGCAGCAAGCCGAGGCCACGUACAACAUCAGGGCGGUGCACCCGCUGUUCUUCACCUGGAUGCAGGAGACCCCGGCUCCGAGGUGA
This is a messenger RNA of Prorocentrum cordatum, 501 nucleotides long. NCBI's taxonomy places the organism in Eukaryota, Dinophyceae, Prorocentrales, Prorocentraceae. The record is from the annotation of a GenBank genome assembly.